AUGAAAGAGAUCGGGUUCAAUCUGGUGCUUUUAUCAACUUCUGUUGAUAAAAUGUAUCCACCACUCAAAGGACUUAUGUACGUUUUUGGCAACUGUAUUCUACCCUUUGCAGUGCCUUUAACCUAAAGCUCUGUUGUCAACAUGAUUGGUCCAUUAAGGGCGAAUUUUAUUUCGAGUUGAACCCGAAAACAAUAUAAAAACACGGAGGAACUACCUACCGCCACUGUGUGCUGGGAAAGUGACUCAAAAGACUGGUAAAUGAACUACAAGUUUUUUUCUUUGCAUCUCGCCAGAGAACUAACGAUGACAACAGUUUUGCAUAUUUAUCACGAUCCAGGCGCACUUUGUGAGAAACAAUAACAUGAGCAAUCGCUACUGAUGAUACAAGACGAAGCAUCCUUUUGGUAUUGUCUGUGCCAUUUGAUAGGGGUAGAGCAUUCUGCUCUAUCUUUGGCUGCAACAUUUUCUUUAGAACCUAAAAAUGGUAAGAUAAAACAACUUGCCGUUAAUAUAAUGACACAGUGAUACACGAACAAGAGACAAACGUAAAUCAAAAUCAAUAUGUAAUUACGUUCUAAACAAACAGCAUAGCCAGAAAUAGCCGGAUAUGUUGUUAAUAUCUACUAUCAGCAUGAACCCCGAAAAGUAGACCCAAAGAACGUCCUAAUUGUUGAAUUCCCCAAUUCCUAAUUGAUUAUACCUGGUAGUGAUAACUUUUUGACAGCCUUAAAAGAGUAACUUUUGGGUAUGCUCUCUUAUUUGGCUGAAUUAACGAUGCAAAAGAUUUGCUACUGCACCAUUUACUACUUAUUUCCAGGCAUUAUAUCGACACCUGUAAACAAAGAGAUACGCGCCAAAAUAUCCAAAUAAAUAGUUCAACGCAUUGUGGAAAUAGAAAGGCAAAUUGCAAAAGACCAUAAUUCUUUAGACACUUUUAAAAAGAAAUGGUCUCGAUGAAAGAUCAAAAAAUCUGCCCUCCUUUAACGAAUGUACUAUUCUGUGGAAGUGAACUGUAGGCGGUUCUCUUUAGAACUGUCCUGUUUAAGUUGUCUGUCUGUCUGUUUGCUUGUUUUAAAUCCAUUGUGGAUACGUGUGCGUAUAAUAUAGUCUUCGUCAGUUACCUUAUUAUGUUAUGUUACAAAAAAAUAAAAGUUACUGAUUUUUCAUGUAUAAGGGUAAAGAUAAUUUAAAUUGUAAUUUUCAAUAACUUUUGUAAAUUGUAAUUUUGCUAUUUUUUUUCUAGUUUUCACAAUUUUUGUAAUUUUUGCUUUGUAUGUAAAUAUGAAAUAAAGUGUUGUUAAGAAUAAAUAAAAUAAAAUAAAAUAAAACUUUUGAGAAUACUAUGAACCGAGAUCCACCAUUGUUUAGCGACACCCAGGAUAAGUGAUUUUAUUUGCAACAGCAGUUAACUUUUGGAGGUUCGUUUUGAGGUGUCCGAAAAAUACUGUCAUAUCUAUGGUAGCACUAAAAACUUCAAACUAAACAGUCAUGAAAGAUAAAAUUUAGCAUUGCGUUACUUUGCUGAAGUCAUACGAAGACGGAACAUUCCUGCAGACACGAUUAUUUCCCUCCACGUGUGCCUGUGUCAUACAGAAAGCUAAGUCGUUGACACUCUCUAUGGCCUCCCAAGCCGACAAGCUUGUAUUGCCACCUUCCAUGGUAAAUCCUUCCCAGUCGGGAAGCAUUGCCCGAGUAGCAAUCUUUCUUCCUUUAGCAGGAUCCAUACUUUUCUUCAGAAGUGGCAUUUUGUUACGAGCUGACUGUAACCAGCUGGGUGGACUAAAAAUUGUGUCAUCAUAUUGGUUCCAGACAGCUAAAUAAUAAAAAAAACAAACAAACAAAAUAAUAAUAAUAAUAACAGCCAUUUUGACUCAUCAACCUGGGACAUUCUUGGAUACCAAUUUUUUUAACCUCAGUGUCUACUCUCUGCAAUUGCAUAAAGAGAAAGUCAAACGCGGAAACAGAUCACUGUCUAAACGGUUAUUGAUCCAGUUAUGA
This is a messenger RNA of Porites evermanni, 1998 nucleotides long. The record is from the annotation of a GenBank genome assembly. NCBI's taxonomy places the organism in Eukaryota, Metazoa, Cnidaria, Anthozoa, Scleractinia, Poritidae.